AUGAGAUCAACCAAAACCGGACCUCUCUUGACCCAGGACGAGGCCCGCGUCUCGAGCGGUUACCAAACUCUUGACCCAGAGACGCAAUCUGUCGGAUCCGACGGCGAUGAGACGCAGAGCUCGUCGACGCUCACCUUGCCAUGCGGCUCUGGCCCUGACCAGCUCGAUGAUCAGACGCAGCGGUUGCCGUUUCCGCGACUGAUGGCCGCCUAUCUCUGCCUCUGUCUGUGCUACUUCAUCUCCUAUCUAGACAUGAACGCCGUCACCACGUCUCUGCCAACUAUAUCCGAUGCCCUGCAUGCCGGCCCGGGCAUCACCUGGGUCGGGACAGCCUACCUCUUGGGCCAGACGUCCUGCCAGCCCCUUUACGGCCGGAUAUCGGACAUCAUUGGCCGCAAACCCAUCCUGUUGUUUUCCGUCGGCUGCAUCAUCGUCGGCGACAUUCUCUGCGGAUUCGCCCAGACGCCCAUCUGGCUGUAUACGUCCCGGGCCGUAGUUGGCAUCGGCGGAGGCGGAAUCAGCUCCCUGGUUGCCAUUAUCGUCAGCGACCUGGUCAGCCUCCGGUCGCGCGGAAAGUACCAGGGCAUCAUCAGCCUCGCCAUCGGCACCGGCGCCGCCUCGGGGCCCUUUGUGGCCGGUGGCCUGAUACAAACGGGCGCCGGUGGCUGGAGAUGGGUGUUUUGGGUGCCUUCCAUUGCCGCCGCGUGCUGUUUCGGCCUCCUCGUGUUUCUCUUGCCGCUCAAGCCCGUGUCUGGAAACUGGAAGGACAAGGUGGGCAAGAUUGACUGGCUGGGCGUGGUGGUUUCCGUCGCGGGAAUCGUGCUGAUCAUGAUACCUCUAAACUCGGGGGGGAGCAUGUGGCCCUGGGAUAGUGCUGAGACCAUCUCGACACUGACGGUGGGUGUUGUUUUGGUGGUUGGAUUCAUCGCCAUCGAGGCUUUUGUGGCCAAGAUGCCCAUUAUCCCGCUGCGCCUUUUUAGACAUAGAUCGUCUUCGCUCCUCCUUGUUAUGGGCAUACUUCAUGACUUCGUUUGGCAGGCGACCCAGUACUUUAUACCUCUUCAUCUCCAGACAGUCCGCGGCUAUACGGCCUUGCAGAGCGCCACGAUUAUUCUGCCAUUUCUCCUCGCGCAAGGCCUGGCCGGCGCCGCUUCUGGGCCGGUCAUGUCUAAACUGGCCAGAUACAGCCCUGUCCUACGCACGGGAUUCCUGCUUUGGACACUUGGGUGUGGCCUACAGCUCUUGUUUAAUCUACACACUUCCACAGGCACCUAUGUAGUUGUUCUGGCCAUUGAGGGAGCCGGCGUGGGUUGGGUACACCAACCGGGUCUUGUGGCGCUGCAAGCCAACUGUAGGGAUGAGGAUCGUGCCGUCGCCACGGGAACUCGCAAUGUUCUACGAUCGCUGGGCAGUGUCUUUGGAGUCGCCGUGUCGACAUCUGCAUAUUACGCGGUAUUGGACAAGGCCUUGCGUCGCUCGGUGCCAGACUCGCUUCGCGUGCGUGUCUUGAACGGUACGUGGCGCAUAGGCGAGACGGGCACGGAGCGCUUCGAGUCGGACAUCUUGAACGCGCGCAUGCAAGGAUUUCGAGUCGUCUUCAUCGUGCUAGUGCCCCUUAUGGCUGUGUGCCUACUCGCCAGCUUCUUUGUCGCCGACGUGGUUCUUACAGGCGACGCAGAGAAACAAGAACCCAAGGAGACGGAUGAGGAGAGUCCGUCAGACGAUUCAACCAUGAUGCCAAGACCAGGUGUAUCCGGUAUCCUGCAGGCUGUGAGAGGCCAAGAACAGCGUCAAGAUUAA
Molecule: messenger RNA, 1800 nt
Organism: Metarhizium brunneum ARSEF 3297
Lineage: Eukaryota; Fungi; Ascomycota; Sordariomycetes; Hypocreales; Clavicipitaceae
Biological process (GO): transmembrane transport
Cellular component (GO): plasma membrane
Molecular function (GO): transmembrane transporter activity
Source: RefSeq, a predicted model, not a curated record